AUGCAAGCUGCUGGUGACGACGAAAGCAACGUUCGAGAACAAGAACAAAACCUUAUUAAGCUUGGAGAACUUUAUCGUGAUCAGAGGAAGCCCCAUGAAUUAUCAAACUUGAUUCGUUCUUCACGGUCCUUUAUGGCAUCUAUUGCGAGGGCUAAAACUGCGAAAAUCGUAAAGACGCUGAUUGAUCUUUUCUCUGAAAUUCCCGAUACAUUACCGCUUCAAAUUGAAAUAUGCAAGGAAACAAUUGAUUGGAGCGUGCAGGAAAAGCGAAUUUUUUUAAAACAAUCUUUGGAAACUCGAUUGGUUGCUUUAUAUCUUGAUAAUAAAAUGUAUCAUGAUGCCUUAACCCUUAUUAAUUCCCUUCUGAAAGAAUUAAAACGGCUAGAUGAUAAAAUGGUUUUAGUUGAAGUUCAAUUAUUAGAAAGUAGAGUUUGUCAUGCUUUACGGAACUUGCCAAAAUCUAGGGCUGCUUUGACGUCCGCCAGAACGUCUGCUAACGCUAUUUAUUGUCCACCUCUUCUCCAGGCUGCACUUGAUAUGCAGUCCGGAAUUUUACAUGCUGAGGAUAAGGAUUAUAAGACAGCUUAUUCAUACUUUUACGAAACACUUGAAGGAUAUUCAUCUCAAGAUGAUUCUAGAGCUAUCCUUGCACUCAAGUACAUGUUACUUUGUAAAAUUAUGCUGAAUUUGUCCGAAGACGUAUAUGCAAUUAUUAAUGGUAAACUUGCAUUACGUUACGCGGGACGUGAAGUUGAUGCAAUGAAAGCUGUUGCAACGGCACAUCAAAAUCGGUCGCUUAAUGAGUUUGAAACAGCACUAAAAACAUAUAGUGAUGAAUUGGAAAAUGACCCGAUUAUUCGAUCCCACCUCGCUGCACUUUAUGACACUUUACUUGAGCAAAAUUUGGUCCGCAUAAUAGAACCAUUUUCGAGGGUUGAAAUUUCGCAUGUCGCAGAAAUAGUCAAAUUACCUACUGUUCAUGUUGAGACGAAAUUAUCGCAAAUGAUUUUAGAUAAAGUUUUUCACGGUAUUUUAGAUCAAGGAGCAGGAUGUUUGAUCGUAUUUGACGAACCACCUCAAGAUAAAACAUAUGAAGCAGCAUUAGAAACUCUUAAACAGAUGGGAAAUGUUGUGGAAUCGUUAUAUGAGAAAUAUCGCUCUAUUUAUUCCAAAGAAAAACAAAAACAAAUAGAAAAUGACGCGUCAAUAUCAUCAGAGUCAGUUUUACAUUGGUUAACAAACGAACUUGGAUAUAGGCACAGACAGAGUACUUCUAUACUCGACGAAGUGACAGAUCAAGAAUUAACGAAGGAAGAAGUACAAAAACUAUGUAGGAAUGAAUUUGUUCCAGUUCUUAAAUUUUUAAUGGAACACGUGAAAUCAUCAAAGGAAGCUGGUCAAAUUCGAAAGACACUAGCCAAUAAUCAAGGUCGGAUUAAGAAAUCCCAUCAGGCAAAACGUAAUAAAGGAUCAAUAUCAUCAUCUGGAUCCACUUUUACUGAAGAAAAUUAUGCACAAAGAAAAUUAAAACUUGAAAAGAAAUUGGCACAAACUAGUGAGUUAGUUCAAGCAACUGAAGAACAAAUAUCUCAAUUAAUUUCAUGUAUUGCGGAUGUUGGUAGCGAUGAAAUAAGUGAAAAAAAGAAUAAGAUUUAUAUGAAACAAGUUUUUCGCGAAAAUUGUAAAGAUUUUAUAAACUCUGAAGUUGAAUAUCGGAAACUCUUGGAAGAGUUUAAACCCAAGGCAGGGGUAAAAGAUGAAGUAAAUUUUACGCUUAAAGGUAUUGAGGCUACGUUAAUGAUUAAGGUCAAAAAUAUUUGCGAUAAAUUGAAAUUACUUGGGCAGAAAAUGAUAUUGAGUCAACGUAUCGAUAGUGGAUCAAAAACAAAUGUUCUUCUAAUGAUGGAGGAUUUAUUAAAAACAAUGCCUCCGAAAGCGUUACUCAAGUCUGUGAUAAAUAUAAUGAGAUUAGCUGCUAAAGAUCUAAACAUGAAAUCUGAGCAGCUCACUGGGGAAAAAAUUCUUACAGAUGACGAUUCAAAUUGUGUUCAACGGAUGUUACAUACAUUUAUGAAAGAUCACGCGUCAAAGUUCUUUGAAGUUGAAAAAAUAUUGAAUGACAUUGUAGAAAUUAAUGAAAAAAUAUUGAAAAAACAUGCGUCAAUAGAGGUUCUUGUUAAACAAAAAUAUUUGCACAUUCCAUCCAUGUCGAAUCGAAUAAUAUCAGUUAUAAAUGCAAAGGCCGAUUCCGAAGCUACCCGAACUGCACUUAAUAUAAUAUCUAGUUUUGAUGAAGGACUUGAAAGACGAUAUCAAGGACUAGCUGCAUUAAAUGAUAAUUUGGCAGUAAUUUCCGAGCAUGUUUAUAGCUCAAACGAAAUUAUUAAAGACAUUCAAACCUUAAUUGUUAUCAAUCGGCAAACGGGAGGAGGUUUACUUGAACGAUCUCUAGAGAUAUCAACGUUCAUACAAGAAAAACUAAAUCCUUUUAAACUUCAUGUCAAGUCUUUAACUAAAGAGCUUGAUUGUAUGAUAUUACGAGAGAACGAACGAUUUCAAAAUUUGGAUUUAAAAUUGGCAGUACAAGUCCAUGAUUUUCGUGCUGUCAGUUCCCUUGAUAUCUACAGGGUGCUUAAUGAUAAAUUUAUAGGGGAAAUAAAGGAAAUAAUACACUGCCCUAAGCAUUCGAGCAUCGACAGUAUUCUCAGAAUUUUGGCUGAUUUGAAGCGCGAAGGUUCUGCUUUCGAAAUUGUACGAAAUAAUUUAAUCAAGAAUAUGAGCCCUUACCAUUAUGAAAUGCAAGUGAUUGUAAAUAAAUGGGCGUCUUCGAUACGCGGUGGCGUAAUAAGAGAAUCGAUGUUUGAUAAAAACAUAACGUACGAACAAACAGUUAAAGAUAUGAGAAGCUCUAUCGAAAUUUUGUCAGAUUCAAGAGAUAAUUGA
Molecule: messenger RNA, 2943 nt
Organism: Scutellospora calospora
Lineage: Eukaryota; Fungi; Glomeromycota; Glomeromycetes; Diversisporales; Gigasporaceae
Source: the annotation of a GenBank genome assembly